AUGUAAAUAAAUCUCUUUUUCUUAAUACAAAUACAUCUCUUCACAGUUCAACAAAACUUCUUGAAAAAAUUCCAAUAAGUAAAGAUAAAACUUACAGUGAAGAAACAGUUAUUGCUUAUUGCAUAUGCGUUAAAUUGGAGAAAAAAGAUUACUUUUUUUGAUAUUCUAAAAAUAUAGUUAUAGAUUUUCUUGAAAAAGUAUGUCAGAUGUUCUUACAAGCUUAUACCUAUUUCUGUGGGAAAUAUUGGCUUUAUGACAAAUAAACCAAAAGAUAAAAAUAAAAAUACUAUUUUCGAACAUAAUUAUAUCAAAAAUUCUUAUUUUGGGGGUAGAUGUGAGGUUUUCGGUAAUCCUAGCGGCAAAAAAAAAAUUCAUCAUUUUGAUUUUACUGGUAUGUAUUCCCAAUGCUUCCAUACCAUCAAAUUCAAAUGUGAUGAUUAUAUCCCGUUUCUCCCAUAUAGAGGUGAAAAGCUUUUAUUUCCUAAAGAGCAUUACAGCUCUCUUGUAUACGAGAAAAAAGAUUUUAUUUUUAGAGAUUUUAUAGACAUAUUUGUCGAUAUAAGAAAGAAAGGAAUAUAUUAUAAGAUAUUUGGUAAAAACAUGAAUAAUGGUCUUUAUGGAUCGUUUGCUAUGAAUGAAGAGGACGAGGAGUAUGUUGUAUGCAUGAAUGACCAAGAAUUUGAGUCUUACAGGCUGUAUACAGAAAUAAAAAGUUUUUUUAAAUAUAAAAAGAGAAAUGUGGCGUAUGCUGCAGUAAUAGCGUCCAAAGCUCGUAUUAAACUUAAUAACGCCCUCAUAGAAGUUUUAAAAGAUGGCGGCGAGUUAUAUUAUACGGAUACUGAUUCAAUAUUCGCCGGUUAUGACGAAUCCAAAUUGAAUUGUGCGUUAGGGGAAAUUGUAUGA
Molecule: messenger RNA, 903 nt
Organism: Stylonychia lemnae
Lineage: Eukaryota; Ciliophora; Spirotrichea; Sporadotrichida; Oxytrichidae
Source: the annotation of a GenBank genome assembly